AUGCUGGAAGAGGAGGAGGAGGAGGGGAGGAAGCGAGCCUGGCAACUAGGCCGCCCCCGGUUCCUCCUUAAGAGAGUGGCGGCGGCGUUGGCGGCGUGGUUCCCAUUGAUGAAAGCGAGCGGAGCCCGAGAAGGAGAAGGAGGCCCCUGGGCGGCUCUCGCUCGCUCGCUGGCUUCCCUCCGAAGCGGACCGGGAGCGGCUCUGUGCCGGGUCCGUGGAGGGGACAGGCCAGGACUCUCUCUCGGAAGCAGCUGGAAAGGGCUAGGCCCCGGGGCUGGAAGAGCAGCAGGAGGAGGAGGAGGAGGAGGAGGCCCGGGACGGAGCCCAAGGCGGACCCAGGAGCCAGCCCUGACUCUCUCUCUGUCUGUCUGGAGGCGGAGGAAGGGGGCUGCUUGUCUUGGGCUCCCCUGCCCUCGUCUGUCUGUCUCCCUCCUGGCCCUUCUCCCAGGGAGAGAGGAGCUGGUCCCGGAGGGGCAACUGGGGCCACCCCACCCCCAGGCCCUCCGGGUGGCCCAGGAGGAGGAGGAGGAGGAGGACCAUGCUCCCCCCCCCCGCUGCUCAGUCGAUGCCCUUUCCAGAGGCGGAGGAGGAGAGGAAAAGUACCCGGAGGCCGUGAGAACAAGCUGCCCAGACUCUCCUCCAAGGCUUCGGAGUCCCUGGGCAAAAUGGAGGAAAAAGGAAGCAGGACAUGGAGGACGGGGCCGAAGAGCAAGUGCCACACGCUCCAAAUGGAGGGCCUUCCAGAGGAGAUGGAGGACGGGGGUAAAGGAGAGGCUCCGGAGGCGUGCUCCGGUGUUCCAAAGGGAGGGCCUUCCAGAGGGAAAGCAUGGACACCGGGAGGAGGUCCCCGGCUGGAGGUAGCCCCAGACAGCCUUCUCUCCAAGCCCCGUCCGGUUCCGACGGAGGCCGGCCCCAGAUGCUUCCGAGGAGGGAGGAAAGGAGGCCACGGGUGCCUUUCUGGAAGAGCAGCCACCCGCCUGCAGCCGCCUUCUCCCUUCCCUCCGCGGCACUGACUCCAGGCUUUCCUCCCUCCCUCCGCUGGAAAGAAAGCAUCCAAGCCCGGCGAGCCUAGCGAGUGGCCUCCCCGAGCCUCCUGCCUCCCAGGCGCGGGAGAAGAGGAGGACGCCAUCUCCCUCCCUCCCUCCCUCCCUCCCUCAACACACACACACUACACACGGAGCCAGAGCCACCCCGGACAAGGGAGGCUUGGGGUGCCACAAACAGGAGCCAAGAGGCCCCUUCCCAGGCAGAAAGAGGGGGGAGGGGGAGUGCCAGCCUAGUUGGGAAAGAAAGCAAAAUAAGAUGCAUUCACACUGGAGAAAUAAUAAUCCAGUUGGACACCACUUUCACUGCCCCGGAUCCAUGCUAUGGAAUUCUGGGGUCUGCAGUCGGAGUCACAAAGAAGCCCCAGGGCAGCUGAAAGUGGUGUCAGACCGGAUUCUUGUUGCAGUGUGAAUGCUGUGCGGCUGCAUCCACACUGGAGAAAUAACUCGGCUUGGCACCGCUUUCACUGCCCUGCCUCAAGCCUAUGGAAUUCUGGGAUUUGGAGCCCCCCGCCCGCCAGGGUGACCAGAAGUCCUCCUUUUCCAGGACCCGUCUUCCAUUUGAGCCUCCUGCCCUGGAGGAAUGGCAAAAAGUCCCCCCUUUGGAGCAUUGGCUCAGAAGCACACAAGCGAAGGAUGAAAGAAGGCGUCCCUGGUUUUCGUCCUUGGCUCAAAGGGCCAAGGAAAGGGAUCACUCAAGGGGAGACUGGGCCAAAGGUUCCUUGCUAGGGUUGGUCUGGCUCAGAGGCUAUUGGAAGCCAACUCCUCGGCAAGGAGUACAGAAUAGAAUGCAGCCCAUGGAACCCGUGGUUCCAGGCAGUUCCGACUUCUAGCGGCCCUAAGGCGAGCCCAUCCGGAGGUUUUCCUGGCAAGAGUUGUUCAGAGGAGGCUGGCCAUUGCCCUUCUUCCCCUGAGGAGGCUGAGAGAGUGGGACCUAUUGCCCAAGGUCCUCCAGAGGCUGCCUAUGGCUGGAUGGGGAGGGCUCCAGCCCUGCUCUCCAGAGCCAUGGAGCCCAGCACUCCGGCCACUGCCCCUCUCUGCCUCUGUCCCUCUGCUGUCAACCGACCCUGUGGAAUGACACCCCCCGAGGAGGGAUUCUAGCAGCUUGUCCUCUUGGCUCCUGUCCUCCCUUUUCCCUGGAACGUCCUCCAUGUUGAUUGUGUCAGAAAGUGGGGGUGUCGUUGUGUGUGUCUUGGGGGCCUUUCCCUGGGCUUCUGUCCCUCUCCCCUGGGGCCGAAGGGGAGGCGGCCAAACAAAGCCUCCCUCCCUCCCUCUGCCCCCCCCCCGCAAAGUCCUCCCAGGGACAGGCCCCGAGCUGCGAAGGCCCAUUGUAAGCACACAAAGAGAAGGAGAGAGAGAGAGAGACCCCCGCCCCCUCGCCUUCCUUCGGCAGGAAAUCCGCCCCCCCCCCCGCAGUUGCUCCAAGGCCAGCGCCAGAGCUCCGUCGGCGGGAAGCCUUCUCCUCGGCAGGGUUAGCAGCAGGCCUCGCUCCCCUGCCCAGCCUCCCGAAACCCCCGCCGGCCCUGGGGGGCUCCAGGCCUGCCCUAGCCUGACAGGGAGGCAUUGCAACAACCCCGCAACCCCAGCCCCUUGACCUGCAUCCCGGUUAGGAAGGCCAGGAUGAGGCCUCUCUUUCAGGGGAAUGUCUGGUGAAGCCCUUGGCAAGAAGGGGGGGAGAAAGAGAUAGGAGAAAUAGAUAGAUAGGAGAGAUAGAUAGAUAGAUUAGAUGGAGAAAUUGAUAGAUAAGAUGGAGAGAUAGAUGGAUAGAUUGAUUAGAUGGAGAGAGAGAGAGA
Molecule: messenger RNA, 2836 nt
Organism: Sceloporus undulatus (fence lizard)
Lineage: Eukaryota; Metazoa; Chordata; Lepidosauria; Squamata; Phrynosomatidae
Exons: 3
Coding region: 1-861 (286 amino acids)
Source: RefSeq, a predicted model, not a curated record